ACGAAGUAGCACAACAAUGGCGAUUUCUCAGCAAUUUCUAAACCCUACACUCUUCAAAUCCUUAGCUUCCUCAAACAAAAACUCGCCUACUCCUUUCUUUCGACUCAAGUCCACCUCCACAACUUUCAAUUUCAAACCACUUACUUCCUCCUCCUCUGCUACAAUCAUCACACGCGCCGCCGUAUCAUCCUCCGAUUCAGGCGAGUCAAAAUCCAGGGAGACUUUCCACGGCCUCUGCUUUGUCUUGAAAGACAACAUCGACACCGAUCAAAUCAUCCCCGCCGAGUACGGCACUCUCAUCCCUUCGAUUCCAGAAGAUCGCGAAAAGCUCGGCUCUUUCGCGCUUAACGGCUUACCAAAAUUCUACAAUGAACGUUUCGUUGAGCCAGGAGAGAUGAAAUCAAAGUACUCCGUCAUCAUCGGCGGCGAUAAUUUCGGUUGCGGAUCUUCCCGCGAACACGCUCCGGUUUGCCUCGGCGCGGCGGGAGCUAAAGCCGUGGUGGCGGAGUCGUACGCUAGGAUCUUCUUCAGGAACUGUGUAGCUACUGGUGAGAUCUUCCCGCUGGAAUCGGAGGUUAGGAUCUGCGACGAGUGCAAAACAGGGGAUGUGGUGACCAUCGAACACAAGGAAGACGGUAGUAGUUUGCUGAUCAAUCAUACGACGAGGAAAGAAUACAAACUUAAACCGCUAGGUGAUGCCGGUCCGGUGAUCGACGCCGGUGGAAUCUUCGCUUAUGCAAGAAAAGCCGGCAUGAUUCCUUCUGCUUCCUCUGCUUCCUCUGCUUCCUCUGCUUGAGUAUAAUAUAAUCGAAUCCAUAAUUUCUGGUUUUCGGUUUAUACCGGUUUGGGUAACUUGGUUCGCUAACCGGUACUAGCGAAAUAAAGUAUAACCAAUCCA
Molecule: messenger RNA, 898 nt
Organism: Arabidopsis arenosa
Lineage: Eukaryota; Viridiplantae; Streptophyta; Magnoliopsida; Brassicales; Brassicaceae
Source: the annotation of a GenBank genome assembly